Molecule: messenger RNA, 342 nt
Organism: Dibothriocephalus latus
Lineage: Eukaryota; Metazoa; Platyhelminthes; Cestoda; Diphyllobothriidea; Diphyllobothriidae
Source: the annotation of a GenBank genome assembly
AUGAUGAUGAUGAUGAUGAUGAUGAUGAUGAUGAUGAUGAUGAUGAUCGAUGAUGAUGAUGAUGAUGAUGAUGAUGAUGAUGAUGAUGAUGAUGAUGAUGCUGAGGAUGAUGAUGGUGAGGAUGAUGAUGAUGAUGGUGGUGUUGAUUAUAUUUAUGAUAAUACUGAGGUUGAUGAUGAUGAUGAUGAUGAUGAUGAUGAUGAUGAUGCUGACGGUGACACCGGUAUUACGCGUCUGGUUAUGGAGAACGCAAUCGUCUACAAUGAUGAUGAUGAAGAAAAAGACGUUGAUGAUGAAGACGAAGAUGAUUAUGAUAAGGAGGGAAGGAAGAGGAAAAGAUAA